Molecule: messenger RNA, 498 nt
Organism: Verticillium alfalfae VaMs.102
Lineage: Eukaryota; Fungi; Ascomycota; Sordariomycetes; Glomerellales; Plectosphaerellaceae
Product: chitin biosynthesis protein CHS5
Exons: 2
Biological process (GO): Golgi to plasma membrane transport; conjugation with cellular fusion
Cellular component (GO): exomer complex; trans-Golgi network
Molecular function (GO): protein dimerization activity
Source: RefSeq, a predicted model, not a curated record
AUGCUCGUCUCAUUGACGGUCGGCAAGGUCGACGCCGGCGUCACGGUGCUCCUGACGCCAGAUAAGCGCCUCAUCGAGUUCCCCUCCAUCCUGCUGCCCCCGAACAUCUCCUCCGGCAGCAUCGUCGACAUCACCGUCGGUCGCAACAACGCAUCGGAAUCCGCCGCCGAGCACGCCUUCCGCGAUCUCCAGGAGCGCAUCUACGACGCCUUUGGCGCCAGCGAGCCCGCCGUGCCGGUCCUGCGCUGCCGCAACGCCACCCAGACGAGCGUCGUGCUCGAGUGGGACCCCGUCGAGCUGGCGACGGCCGACCUGCUGUCGCUGUCCCUCUUCCGCAACGGCCAGAAGGCCGGCAGCAUCCCGCGGCCCCUGCACAUGCACAGCACCAAGAUCAGCGGCCUCGCCGUCGACACGGAACUACACCUUCCACCUCGUGCUGCGCACCACCGCCGGCACCUUCGCCUCGGACAAGGUCCACGUCCGCACCCACAAGCUCAC